This is a messenger RNA of Astyanax mexicanus (Mexican tetra), 4656 nucleotides long. RefSeq names its product scavenger receptor cysteine-rich type 1 protein M130-like. Lineage: Eukaryota; Metazoa; Chordata; Actinopteri; Characiformes; Acestrorhamphidae. Bases 406 to 4038 code for a protein of 1210 amino acids. Gene Ontology annotation, cellular component: membrane. The transcript is spliced from 20 exons. The record is from RefSeq and is a predicted model, not a curated record.
UGGUGUACAUUUACUAAUAGGAGCCUGUUCUGUCCGAAAAUCGCACUGAAAAAUUGUUUUUGUCAUUGCUGGAAUAGUUCGGUGGGGUUAGAGAAAAAGAGCAGUCUGGUGCAGCUUGAAGUUUCCUGUGCGCCCUGUUAGAAUGCCUGGUGUUAUUUGAAAAUCACAACCAGACUGACUUUUAAUUCUGUGCGUUGGUGUGAAAUGAGGGGGUUUGCCGCUCAAUUGAAACUCUCAAUUGUUAUUGCUGAGAUCAUUAUUUUAGUAAUGAGUUUAGUAGUAUUGAUUUGAUUUUUGUAGUAUUUAUAGCAUGUGUCUCCAUUUCUAGGAGAGAAGAAACAGCUUGCAUUUGAAAACCUUCAAAAAUUCUUCUUAUUUCCAAACCAGGGUCAGUGCUCAAAUUACAUGCCUAUUAGGUUGAGAGGAGGAGAGGAAAUCUGUUCUGGGAGGUUGGAGGUGUAUUAUAAUGCUGAGUGGGGGUCUAUAUGUGCUGAUCUGUGGGACAUCAGGGAUGCUCAGGUGGUCUGCAGGCAGCUGGGUUGUGGGCCGGCGCUGAGUGCUAAUAGAAGAGCUGUUGAUGGUUCUGGUGGAGGAACUAUCUGGAUGAACAGAGUGAAGUGUAGAGGGAAUGAGAUUCACCUGUGGGACUGUCCUCAUUCCCUGAAGAACCACACUGACUGCUCCCACAGUGCUGGAGUCACCUGUGCAGACAUAUUUGUCACAUUACCUUUUUCAUCUGAAACAACUACAACUUACACCACAGUACCAGCACAGCUAACAGAGAAAAAGACAGUCCCUCCUUCAAAAAAUCCAUCAUCUAAUUUUCCAUACAUCUAUCCAGUGUCUCUCCUGGUUCUGGGAUCUGUGCUCUUCCUGGCCUUAGUGCUUCUGGUUGUGCUGUUUUAUCAGAACAGAGUGCUCAGGAGAGUGAUUUCUAAGGCGAGGAGGAAGACUCUGCUUGAGGCAGUCUAUGAAGAGAUUAACCAUAAAUGUGUCACUAACAGAUAUACUAAAAGAGGAAGUUUUAUCUCUGAAGAUCAGCAUUCAGGAUAUGAGGACGUAGAUGAGGAGCUUCUCUCAGAAAACUAUGGCGAGGUCUAUGAUGAUAUCAUACCUGCUGAAGAGAGCCCACACAUUACAACAGACAGUGUGAGGUUGGUGGAUGGUGGGAGCCGCUGUGCUGGGACAGUGGAAGUUCUUCAUAGAGGGCAGUGGGGAACAGUGUGUGAUGAUUACUGGGAUAUGAGAGAUGCUGCAGUGGUGUGUAGAGAGCUGGGCUGUGGGGAAGCCAUAGAUGCACCACGGAGAGCUCGCUUUGGAUCAGGAUCAGGACCAAUCUGGGUGGAAUAUGCUAACUGUGCUGGAUCAGAGUCUUCACUGAAGAACUGUAGGUCGUAUGAUUGGGGUAGACAGAGAUGUAAUCAUGAUGAAGACGCUGGUGCUGUUUGUGCAGACAGUGUGAGGUUGGUGGAUGGUGGCCAUCGCUGUGCUGGGAGAGUGGAGGUUUUUUAUAACAGAACAUGGAGAUCAGUGUGUGGUAAAAACUGGGAUAUAAGAGAUGCUGCAGUGGUGUGUAGAGAGCUGGGCUGUGGGGAGGCUGUAUUUAAAAAUGUUCAGUUUGGUCCAAGAUCAGCCUGGAUGGAUGAUGUGAACUGUAGUGGAUCAGAGUCUUCAGUGAAGCACUGUAGAUCAGCUGGAUGGGUGGAACAAAUUUGUAAUCGACUUGCUGGAGUCAUCUGUUCAGGGGUCAGAUUGGUGGGCAGAUCUCGCUGCUCUGAGAGAGUGGAGGUUCUUCAUGGAGAGAGCUGGGUCACAGUGUGUGAUGCUGACUUUGACCAGCAGGGUGCAGAGGUUGUGUGUCGAGAGCUGGGCCGUGGUUCUCCUGUGGAGGUUCUGGGAGCAGCUGCUUUUGGUAGAGUGGAGGGUCAGGUGUGGUCAGAGGAGCUUCAGUGUAGAGGAAACGAAUCUCAGAUUCACUUCUGUCCAAAAUCAUCUUCACUCAAACACAACUGCUCCCAUGAUAAUGAUGUGGGACUGGCAUGUUCUGGUCACACUCAGGCUCGGCUGAUGAACGGCUCAGAUUCCUGUUCUGGUCGAGUGGAGCUCCAGUACCUCAGUGAGUGGGGUACAGUGUGUGAUGUAAGCUGGGAUAUGAGAGCUGCCAGUGUCCUCUGUGCUCAGCUGAAGUGUGGGAGUUCUGUGGCUGUGUUGGGGUCAGACUGGUUUGGGGAGGGGAGUGGCCGGAUCUGGGCUGAUGUGUUUGAUUGGCAGGGAAACGAAACACACCUGUUAAAAUGUCCCAUUUCAUCAUGGAGUCGAACUGCAUGCUCUCAUGAACAGUAUGCUGGAGUUAUCUGUAGUGGUUCUUCUCUGGCGUCUCAUGAGGGAGGAGUGCGGUUGUCUGGAGGGAUGGAGUGUGAGGGGGAGGUGGAGGUGUUCUUCAGGCAGGACUGGAGGAGAGUUCUGCUGGACUCCUGGAGUGAGUCUGAGGCCUCUGUGGUCUGCAGACAGCUGGGCUGUGGUUCUGUACUCAACAUCUCCAGCUCCUCUUCAUCCAGUCCUGAACACAGCUACAUGUGUGUGACGGGUUUCAACUGCUCUGGGAGUGAAGCUCAUCUGAGGAACUGCAGCAGCUCACAAGCAGUUAACUGCAGCUCCACGGAACAGCUCUACAUCACCUGCUCUGGUACAUCUAACACAGUCCACAGCUCCAUCAGGCUGGUUGGUUCUGGGGGAGACUGUGCAGGAAGGCUGGAGGUUUUCCACAGUGGAUCAUGGGGGACAGUGAGUGAUGAAUUGUGGGAUAUUGAGGAUGCGCAGGUGGUCUGCAGACAGCUGCAAUGUGGAGUCGCCCUCAGUGCUCCAGUACCGGUACCAGCCCGGUUUGGAUCUGGAACUGGACCCAUUUGGCUGAAUGAGGUGGAGUGUGAGGGGAACGAGGCGUCUCUGUGGAACUGCAGAUAUCAGCUGUGUGGAGAGGAUGAAUGUGGACACAAGGAUGAUGUAGGAGUCGUGUGCUCAGAGUAUAAAGAGAUCAGACUGACUGAGGGCUGUGAGGGGAAUCUGGAGGUGUACUAUAAUGGAACCUGGGGGAAUGUGUGUGUAAAUGGGAUGACUGAUGAAACGGCAAAAUUGAUCUGUCAAGAGCUGAACUGUGGAAGAACUGGCAGUGAGUCUUGGUCUAAAGCAAGAGUGGAAUCAGCUCCUAACUGGCUGGAUAAUGUAAAAUGUAGGAAACAUGACUCCACUCUGUGGCACUGUCCAUCUUCUUCCUGGGGGGAGAACAGGUGUGAUAAUCGCAAUGAGGUUGCUUGCAUUACCUGCUCAGAGAAUGGAAAUACACUAGAUUUGACAAAUUGGCUGUGUGAUUCAUCUCCUCAUGAGAGACCGUGCUCAAAGCACAUUCCUCUGAGGCUGAGGGGAGGAGUAGGAAGCUGUUCUGGAUGGCUGCAGGUGUAUCAUAAUAAAACAUGGGGGUCUGUAUGUGGUGACCUCUGGGACAUCAGGGAUGCUCAGGUGAUCUGCAGGCAGCUGGGUUGUGGGCCGGCGCUGAGUGCUAAUAGAAGAGCUGUUGAUGGUUCUGGUGGAGGAACUAUCUGGAUGAACAGAGUGAAGUGUAGAGGGAAUGAGAUUCACCUGUGGGACUGUCCUCAUUCCCUGAAGAUCCACACUGACUGCUCCCACAGUGCUGGAGUCACUUGUGGAGGCUUCCUGUAUCAUACUUUGCCUUUAAAUAAUAAAAGAGGACAGAUGGGACAUUUUGUCUUGCAAGAUUCUCAACCACAGACAAGAAGAAUCAUACUUCCACAAACUCCUCCACCAGCUGUUCCCUCCAUCUAUCCAGUGUCUCUCCUGGUUCUGGGAUAUGUGCUCUUCCUGGCCUUAGUGCUUCUGGUUGUGCUGUUUUAUCAGAACAGAGUGCUCAGGAGAGUGAUCUCUAAGAGGAGGAAGACUUCAGCUGAGCCUGUCUAUGAGGAGAUUGACACCAGGCUCAUCCCUAAAAGAAUUACUGUCUCAACUGAAACCUCCUUCUGCUGAUCUUCCUCUUUCGGGUGGGGAUGGAGACGGUGGAGUGGCAAGUGCUGCUGCUUGAGCUCCAGGACACUGAAGAUGCUGGGUCUUCGGGGACUGGGCCUGAAUUUACAGAAGAGAAAGAUCUGUAGAUUUACUUUCACAUAGUUACUGUAGUCCUGUAAUAGUUUAUCCAAAUAAGAAGAUCUACAGUUCUCCAUAGUUCAUACAUUUGUCGCAUUAACAUACACUGCUUUUAGCUUGUAUGGGAUCCUGGGCAAACCCCUGAUUCAGCACUUCUCUCAUACCAUUUUAUACACUGCCUGUAUUUGUAAUUAAUGUACUAAACUAGAAAUGUCAAAAAAAGUAACCAAAUAAAUAACUUUACUGCAGGAUACACACUAUCAUGAUGAAAUAAUAGAAUUAGUAAAACAACUAUUUUUUUUAAACAAGCAAGCCUGGAUGAAAAUGUUCAGAACAGAGAAUUAAGAAUGACAAGUAUUUAAAAUUAAGUACAGAUACAGUCCAGCAUUUAUUCUGACAGGUGACUUUAAUUUAGUUUUAGUCUUUUGUUUGUCACACUUUAGUCAUUUAGUCAACAAAACAUUUUAGCCUAGUCUAGUCAAAUAAAAAGUAUGUAUUACA